UUCAAAGCUCACAAAAUUAAUUACAUUACAAAACUAUAUAAUAUAUAAUACAUAUACAGUUUCUUAUUUACAAGUCAACAACUACAGAAAAUAUUUACAUAUAUAUAUAUAAAUGCUAGAGGGGAUCACAAAUGUCCAAACCAUCACUUAAAAAACAAUAUAAUAUAUAAUAUUAUAACCACAAUUUAAUAUCAAAUGUUGUUGAAAGAAUAUUAUAGAAAAUUCAUAGCAUGAGAUAAUGUGAAGAUGCCAUAUCCAAAUGUUGUUAAGAGAACUCUUUCAUUACAGAGCUAUAAUUAUAUAUAAUAUAUAUAAUAUAACCAUGUAACUAUAGUUUUAGUUUAAACUUUCAAAGAAGAAAAUUAUUACUAUGGUUUUGGUUGAAGAAAAGUAUGCACAAGAUGGGGCAGUUGAUCUCAAAGGCAGACCUGUUUUAAGGUCAAAAACUGGAAAAUGGAAGGCUUGUUCCUUCAUUAUAGUGUAUGAAAUUUUUGAGAGAUUGGCAUACCAAGGAAUUGCAGCAAAUCUAGUGAUUUACUUAACAAGAGAGCUUCAUCAAGGGACUGUAAAAGCAUCAAAUAAUGUCACUAAUUGGAGUGGAACUGUAUGGAUGACCCCAAUAUUAGGUGCUUAUGUUGCUGAUGCUUACUUAGGUCAAUUCUGGACUUUUCUCAUUGGCUCAACAAUUUAUCUCUUGGGAAUGAUCUUGCUAACACUAGUGGUUUCAUUAAGAGCUUUAAGAUCAUCAGAAGACUCAUCUAUGAAAGUGGGUAUGUUUUAUUUGGCACUAUAUAUAAUUGCAAUAGGAAAUGGUGGAACAAAGCCUAAUAUAUCAACCCUUGGUGCUGGACAAUUUGAUGAGUUUGAACCAAAAGAAAAGGCACAAAAACUCUCUUUCUUCAAUUGGUGGGUUUUCAGCACUUUUAUUGGGUUUCUCAUAUCAGAAACUGGUGUGGUUUACAUUCAAGACAAUGUGGGAUGGUCCAUUGGUUAUGGUCUUCCAACUGUGGGGCUAGGGAUCUCCAUUUUGGUGUUCUUAGUUGGUGUGCCAUUUUAUAGGCACAAGUUGCCUUUAGGGAGUCCUUUUACCAGGAUGGCUAAGGUUAUUUUAGCUUCUUUUAGUAAAUGGAAGUUGCCUUUGCCAAAUGACCCAAAUGACCUUUAUGAGUUGAGCUUGGAAGAGUACACUAAAAAGGGUAUCACUAAAAUUGAUCACACUUCUUCAUUAAGGUGCUUGGACAAAGCUGCUGUGGAUAGUGAAAUAAUGACUACAAAGAGGCCAUGGACAUUAUGUCCAAUAACUCAAGUAGAAGAAACUAAGAAAAUAGUGAAACUACUUCCUCUUUUACUAAUCACCUUCAUACCAAGCAUAAUAUCAUCUCAAAUACACACACUUUUCAUCAAACAAGGCACAACCCUAGACAGAAAAAUAGGGCAUCAUGGCUUCAACAUCCCACCAGCAUGUCUCGCGGUCUUCACAACAAUCUUCAUGCUCAUAAGCAUUGUCCUCUACGACCGUUGCUUCGUCCCAAUCGCCCAAAGAUACACGAAAAACCCUAGAGGGAUAACCAUGCUUCAAAGAUUUGGUGUAGGGCUUGUUCUCCAUGUUGUGAUCACAAUCACAGCUUGCUUAGCCGAAAGGAAGAGACUAAGUGUUGCAAGAGAGCAUGGUGUGGUUGGAAAGAAAGAGAUAGUUCCUCUUUCGGUUUUUAUUCUUCUUCCUCAAUUCGGUUUGAUGGGGUUGGCCGAUGCUUUCUUAGAAGUUUCAAAGCAAGAAUUUUUCUAUGAUCAAGCACCGGAGGGCAUGAAAAGUUUGGGAGCUUCUUUCUUUACAACAAGCAAAGGAGUUGGAAAUUUUCUUAGUAGUAUUGUUCUUACAAUGGUUUCUAAUUUCACUAAAAGAAAUAAUGGCCAAAAAGGGUGGAUUUUGGAUAACUUAAAUGUCUCUCAUUUGGAUUAUUACUAUGGAUUCUUGGCUUUCUUGGCUUUUAUUAAUCUCAUCUUGUUUUGGUUUGUUGCCAAAUUCUAUGUUUACAAUGUUGAUCAAGUCAACAAUAAAUAUUCCAAGGAUAAUAAUAAUCAUGUGAAUUCAUCAUGAUAGUAUAUUAUGCAUAUGAUCAUGUGCUUGUAUUCUUCUAA
Cannabis sativa is the source of this 2139-nucleotide messenger RNA. Its product is annotated as protein NRT1/ PTR FAMILY 5.2. Bases 371 to 2098 code for a protein of 575 amino acids. Gene Ontology annotation, cellular component: membrane. The transcript is spliced from 4 exons. NCBI's taxonomy places the organism in Eukaryota, Viridiplantae, Streptophyta, Magnoliopsida, Rosales, Cannabaceae. The record is from RefSeq and is a predicted model, not a curated record. Gene Ontology annotation, biological process: transmembrane transport. Gene Ontology annotation, molecular function: transmembrane transporter activity.